This is a messenger RNA of Owenia fusiformis, 2936 nucleotides long. NCBI's taxonomy places the organism in Eukaryota, Metazoa, Annelida, Polychaeta, Sabellida, Oweniidae. The record is from the annotation of a GenBank genome assembly.
AUGAUAACGAUGAAGGAUAACGCACUUUUAUUCACUGUGCUUUUUGGAGGUUUAUUCAAAAGUGGAAACGCCGAACUAAAUGGAACAAGGGGUACAGGUGUGAUUACUGGCGUAGAACCUACAAUAGAAUUACGAAAUGCCAUCCUACUUAUUCUGGGCUUUGGACUAUUCUCUGUACUCGUUGCAAUCACGUUCCAUCUGACCCGAAAGUACAUCUUUCGAGAUGCUUCGAACGUGGACACAUCAUUUGAUGCAGGUGGAAAGGUUUCCGUUGGACUGACUGCGACUACUCUUGUGUCUCAGAUGACAUGGUCAGCUACUCUGCUCCAGUCUGUAACCGUUGCUGUAAAGUAUGGUAUAAGUGGACCACUUUGGUAUGGAGCUGGAGCUACCGUACAUCAUUUCAUCUUGGCUAUCCUAUCCAUCCACCUAAAGACAAAGGCGCCAGGGGCGAAAACCUUCCUUCAGGUGAUCCGUGCAAGGUUUGGAGCCCCAUCACAUAUGAUAUUCUGUGUGUUCGCUGGCAUAACCAAUCUUAUUACAACCAUGAGUUUAUUGCUGGCUGGCAGUGCUGUAUUAACUAGUUUAACAUUGGAUCUUUCCAUUGAACUGACCUGUAUGAUACUUGCUGCUGUAAUAGGUUCCUAUACUUUAAUUGGUGGACUUGGUGCGACCUUCUACGUAUCCUACUUCAACAGUACUCUCAUCUUUUGUUUCCUCAUUGUCAUUGUAACCGAAAUACUCUUAAAGCCUUCACUAGGAAUAGACGGUUUGCCGUAUGGGAGCUCAGACAUUAUGUAUAGUUACAUUCAGAAUGCAACGGGACCAGAUGGUAACCACAAUGAAAGUUACUUGACGAUUCUCUCAUCCGGUGGUCUGAUGUUUGGAGUUAUCAUCUUUGUAAUGUCUUGCGCGUCACAGCUUGGGGAUCAGUCAUAUUGGCAGAGUAGCAUAGCAGCUAAACCUUUGCAUGGCGUUUGGGGAUUCAUAGCCGGUGGCUUGACGUGGUUCGCCAUACCUUUCACCUUUUCAACAACCAUUGGAUUGGUUUACAUAGCCAUGGAAAAUUAUCAAGGAUCUUCUAUUCUUUCUGAAACUGAUAUCCAAACAGGAUUGGCGGCACCAGUGGUUGCUCAAGUAGUACUCGGAAGAACAGGGGAGUACAUGUUAUUCCUUGCCAUAUUGAUGGCGGUAAUGUCAACAGGGUCAGCUGAGGUUAUUGCUGUUGCAUCGCUGAUUGUGUAUGAUGUCUAUCAGCCAUACAUAAAUCCUUUCAGAAAGAAUCUGAAAGCUGGUGACUGUAUACUCUGUGGUAAAUCCUCCCGUCCUUCAAGUGAUACUUCAAGUGGUACAAGUACGUACUACAAGGAUCGUAUUUUUGCCUCGGAUACUAAUUUAAGUAAUAACGAGGGAACCACGACCACGUGCUCCUGUAAACCAGUAGUUGAAUGCAAUGAAUGUGCGGAAGACAAGAAAAUGAGAUCAUCUAAGAAGUUUACCAUAGGAGUUAAAAAGCCAUAUACAUGCAACGUCCACGGGUUGUACCGACAAUACCAAGAUGAUUUGCUGAACUUUAAAAAUUGGUGCAUUCUUUGGGUCACGCUCUUCACGAUUCCACUGGUGUUGUUCUCAAAUUGGGUCGGACUGAACCUAGGAUGGGUUUUCUAUUUCACUGGGGUGAUGAUAGGCGGAGUCAUCAUCCCAGUAGCACUUAGCGUCCUCUGGAGCAGGGCAACGGCUGCUGGUAUGAUAUCAGGUGUUCUAUCUGGCUGCCUUUGUGGUAUAACUUUAUGGUUGGCGUUGGCUUCAACAUAUGAAGGUGGAGUGAAUUUAAAGAACACCAGUAGGGAUGUACCCACUCUUGUGGGCAGUGCCGUCUCAUUAGGCUUGAGUGGAAUUGUAUGCAUUAUGGUUUCAAUGUGCACACUAGAUAGAAAGAAGUUCAACGAGGAAGAAGAGUGGAACAAACUGAGAAACAUAGAGAACCCGCUUCACCCCUGGGCAAUUACAUAUGCACGUGACUUCGGUACAGUUCAUGAUUUAACGUCAAAGUUUGUGCGACCAACAUACGCAGCAAUGAAAUCCCGCUUCCGAAGGUCUCGGAUCACUGCAAUGAUUAUUGGGUUGACUCUAUUUGUUGGAUUCAUGAUUGUUUGGCCUUGCGCUAUGAUUCCCUUUAAAGUUUUUACCAGGAACGAAUUCUACCACUGGACAACAUUCUCCAUAGCGUAUGCAUUCAUAGCAGCUGCGUUCAUUAUCAUCGUUCCUCUUGUGCAAGAAAUUUAUUUGAUUUUUGGCAAAAUUAUGAACAGUAGAAAAAUUCGGAAGAUGAACAACCACGUGAACGCUAACUACAUUCAAGAUCAAAUUAAUAAUUGAUCACUCACAAAUAACAUAAAGAAUGUCACCAAGUAAUAAGGAUCUUGAUUUUUAUAUAAAUCAAUUAACUUGACUGGGGCAUACUGACUAAUUUUAUAUUAAUCUUUUACCUAGACUUCUACAUAAAUAAUUAUUAGUAUAGUCAUUGAAAUGGUACACUCCCCUCCAUAAGUUUGGCAACCUUAGCUCCCCCUUGAACUACGUGUUAAAGCGUCUUUACGUUUGAAUUUUUGUUUCCUUAACCUGCGAUGAAAAUAUUCAUAAUAUUAAUAGAAACGUAACUUGAUUUUGUUUCCAAUACCUCCAAAUUUUCUCAAUUUUAGUUAGUUCAAUGGGGGAGCAAAGGUAUUGGUAUUGGUCCAUUGGUAUAAUAAAUAUAUAUGUGUCAAUCGCCUAUUUACGUGUGUUAUGUAUGGACAUAAAUAUGUGACAUUUUACCAAACACUGUCAGAUACACAUUUACGGCAUAUAAUAAGUGCGUUAACCACAUAUACACAAAUCAAAUGUACUUGUGUAAAACAUAUAGAAUUAUUAUAGUCGACAUAUUUCGAAACAUG